UGACUACAGUACUUUUCUCUCCACACAGUGGCAUUACUAAGUCCCUGAGUUACAGAGAAACAUGCUAGGAAUACAGAUUAUAGCUUUCAUAUUUUGUUUCUGUGGGCUGGGAGCUGCUAUUGCUGCUACUGCAUCAAAUGAGUGGAAAGUCACUAGUCGAGCAUCAUCUGUUAUCACUGCAACCUGGGUUUUCCAGGGUCUUUGGAUGAACUGUGCUGGCAAUGCGCUGGGUGCUUUUCACUGCAGACCUCACCUUACUAUCUUCAAAGUAGAAGGUUACAUCCAAGCCUGCAGAGGACUCAUGAUCUCCGCUGUCUGCCUGGGUUUCUUCGGUGCUGUUUUUGGACUAGUUGGGAUGAAGUGUACGAAAGUCGGAGGCUCUGAUCAAACUAAAGCAAAAAUAGCUUGUUUAGCUGGACUGAUUUUCAUACUUUCUGGGUUGUGCUCUAUGACUAGUUGUUCCCUGUAUGCAAACAGGAUUACGUCUGAGUUCUUUGAUCCUUCUUUUGUUGCACAAAAGUAUGAAUUAGGAGCAGCUUUGUUCAUUGGAUGGGCUGGAGCUUCACUCUGCAUAAUUGGUGGCAGUAUAUUCUGCUUCUCAAUAGCUGAAAACAGUAAUUCUCCAAGGAGAGGAUAUGCGUAUAAUGGAGCCACAUCUGUGAUAUCUUCUCGUACAAAGGUCCACAACAGUGUCCCAGACAAAACCCCACCAAAGCACUUUGACAAGAACGCUUAUGUUUAGUUGCACUGUUGGAAGACUCAAAGCAUUUUAAAAAUGAUUUUGUACGUUUCAUUCAGAGUGAUUCCCCCCCCAUUCCCAACUUCAAUGUACUUACCACUAAGACAAUGACUUUUAAAAAUAUUAACUUGCAGCUUUUUACAUACUGAUGUAAAUUUUAUUAUGUAAUAUUUUAAGAUUGAUGUUGGUAUUGUAAAGUUUAUACCUGGAAAUCACGAGCUGAUGUUGCAUUCUUGAAAAAAAAUAAAUGAGGUAUUUACUAA
Molecule: messenger RNA, 1002 nt
Organism: Lepidothrix coronata (blue-crowned manakin)
Lineage: Eukaryota; Metazoa; Chordata; Aves; Passeriformes; Pipridae
Gene: CLDN10
Product: claudin 10
Exons: 5
Coding region: 62-742 (226 amino acids)
Biological process (GO): bicellular tight junction assembly; cell adhesion
Cellular component (GO): plasma membrane; bicellular tight junction
Molecular function (GO): structural molecule activity
Source: RefSeq, a predicted model, not a curated record